Xylaria bambusicola is the source of this 666-nucleotide messenger RNA. RefSeq lists its product as uncharacterized. NCBI's taxonomy places the organism in Eukaryota, Fungi, Ascomycota, Sordariomycetes, Xylariales, Xylariaceae. The coding region runs from base 1 to 666 and encodes 221 amino acids. The transcript is spliced from 2 exons. The record is from RefSeq and is a predicted model, not a curated record.
AUGGGAACUGUUAAUGAUUCAGCCGAUGUCCUGGAUAUCCUGCGCGAUAGCAAGUUUGUGACUGCGAGGGAUCGAGAUCCCGGACGGCCGGACAGCGGCAAGCUCGUGACGCCAACCGUGGAAACCCGUAGAGAUCUGCCGGUUAGGUACCGUGACGACUACAUCUACAUCAUGACGAGAUCUACAAGCGCCGCUUCGACACCCCUAGCACCGCAUCAGGUCGCGAAGGCGCGCGACAACGUGAAAUCACUCAUUGAAACAGCCACGACAAACUCCAAGGCGAAACAGCUCCGCCUGGAGGCCUACAGACUCAAGCUCUCCCGCGCCAUGUAUACUCUGGGCCUGUUCUCAGGGAAACCGGAGGCCUCAAAGGCAGAGAUCAAAGCGGGGCUGAAGGCCCGACUUGAGGAUUGGAUCCUGUAUGAGCUGGCGUGGAAUGCCUCGGAGAUGGUCAAUCUUGAACGCGUGGGUGUCUCGGAUGAGCUGAAGAAAAAGAUUAUUGAGAACGUCAAGACGCGCGAGUACAAUAUUGAGAAGUGGCGGGAGAUGUGGGACGAGGUUGACGAUGACGAAUCUGAUAAGGAUAAAGAUGGAGACGAAGCUGAGGACAAAGAAGGCGAGGAAGGGUAUGAGGACGAAGAGGGGUACGAGAAAGAGGAGGAAUAA